CUAAGCGACCAUCAUUCAGUAUAAAACCCAGAUAACUGACUACAGCACAAUUCAUAAGUUAAAAUAAUCUUUUUGAAUAUUUAAAGACACAAUCAAUAAUUGAACGUACCAAAUAUCUAAUAUUUUUGGAGAUAUUUAUAUUUAUAUAUUAUUAAUUUCAUCAACUAUCAAGUGGCACAAGCGCAGAAAAUAUUUAAUUAAAUAAAAAAAGGAAAACAUGAUAGAUUUUUCCUCCCUGGUUUCAACGAUUCUAUUAUCAUUGGUUUUAUUUUUUAUUGUGAUACAUAUUUAUGUCCACUCAACUGAACGAGGACGUAAUUGUGAUAAAAUUUCAGGACCUAGGUCGUAUCCAAUCAUUGGAAAUAUUUUAGAUAUCACCACUUCUGCUGAGGAGUUUUGGGAUUAUCUACGACGAUCAGCAAGAGAUUUCUAUCCCGUAUGGAAACUUUGGCUCGGAAUUUGGCCCGUCAUAAAUAUUCAUCAUCCGGACGACGUCGAAGUUAUUCUGAGUAGCACUAAAAAUAUACGAAAAAGUAUAGUCUACGAUAUAAUUAAUCCGUGGCUGCAAGAUGGACUUCUACUAAGUACAGGAGAAAAAUGGCGGAGUCGAAGAAAAAUAUUGACUCCAGCAUUCCAUUUCAAAAAUCUUAGAGAGCACCUGAAUUUCAUGAUCGAACAUACAGAACGUGUGAUCAAUGAAAUUAAAUCUGAAGCUAACGAUGGAGUUAUCAAAGAAGUUCUGCCUUUACUUACUACUUUUACCCUGAAAACAAUUUGCGAAUCUACUAUGGGAGUGACAAUGAAAGGAAGUGAUGACGAUGAAGAUAAUUAUGUAAAAUCAGUUCAUCAAAUAGGUGAAAUUUUUUUUUAUCGAGGUGUAAGGCCAUGGAUCAAGAACGAUUGGAUUUUUGGUCUGACUUCCAAAGGUCGAGAGCAGACUAAGAUUUUAAAAUAUCUCCAUGGCUUUUCGGAUAAGAUAAUAAAAGAACGUAUAAGUUACCAUGAAAAAACUGGAGGAAAAUAUUUGAAUGAUUCUUCGUCGGCUGAAUUAAAUUCAAACUCACAAUUUGACGAUGGAAUAAAGCGCAGAAAACUCGCAUUUCUAGACAUUUUAAUCGCAGCUUCAAAGCGUGAAUCGGGAGUCGACCGUAAAGGUAUCAAUGAAGAAGUUGAUACGUUUGUUUUUGAGGGCCAUGAUACUACCGCUACUGCAUUGUUGUUUGCUGUCUUACUUUUAGCUGAACACAAAGACAUUCAAGAUAAAGCAAGAUCUGAGAUUGAAGAAGUGUUAAAAGAAAGUGAUGGGAAAAUGAAUAUGAACGCGAUCCAUCGCCUUACAUAUUUAGAAUGUUGUAUAAAAGAAUCAUUGAGACUUUAUCCAAGUGUACCACUCAUUUCAAGACAAAUUGAAGAGGAUUUACAACUAAAACAUUGCUUUGUACCAAAGGGAACAAUUUUGAAUGUCCAUAUAUUCGACACUCAUCGUGAUCCAAAUUUCUGGCCGCGACCGAACAUUUUUGAUCCAAAUAGAUUUUUUCUGGGGCGGCCGGAAGACAGACAUCCUUUUUCUUACAUCCCGUUUAGCGCCGGACCACGCAACUGCAUAGGCCAAAAGUUUGCAAUGCUCGAAAUGAAGACAUUUUUGGCUGGACUACUGUACAACUUUUACUUGGAACCUCAAGAGGCUACCGAAGCUGUCCGUAAUCGAGUUGAUCUUGUAAUCAGACCUUCCUCUCCAGUUUACGUUAAACUUGUACCGAUAGAAAACAUGGAUUUUUCUUCCCUGGUUUCAACAGUUUUAUUAUCAUUAGUUUUGUUGUUUAUUGUGAUACAUUUUUAUGUCCACUCAACCAAACGAGGACAUUACUGUGAUAAAAUUCCUGGACCUAAAGCGUAUCCAAUUAUUGGAAAUGGUCUGAACACUGCUGUGUCUCCUGAAGAGUUUUGGGAUUUACUACGUCGCUCAUCAAGAGAUUUCUAUCCUGUAUGGAGACUUUGGCUAGGAAUUUGGCCAGCUGUAAAUAUUUAUCACCCUGAUGAUGUUGAGAUUCUUCUUAACAGCACUAAAAAUAUACAAAAGAGUAUACUCUACGAUGUAAUUCGUCCGUGGCUGCAAGACGGACUUCUACUAAGUACAGGAGAAAAAUGGCGGAGUCGAAGAAAAAUAUUGACUCCAGCAUUCCACUUCAACAAUCUCAAAGAGCACCUGAAUUUCAUGAUCGAACAUACAGACCGGGUGAUCAAUGAAAUCAAAUCUGGAGCUAACGAUGGAGUUAUCAAAGAAGUUCUGCCUUUACUUACUACUUUUACCCUGAAAACAAUUUGCGAAUCUACUAUGGGAGUGACAUUGAAAGGAAGUGAUGAGAAUGAAGACAAUUAUCUUGAAUCAGUUCAUAAAAUAAGUGACAUUUUUCUGUAUCGAGGUACGAGGCCAUGGAUCUGGAUCGAUUGGAUUUUUGGUCUGACUUCCAAAGGCCGUGAGCAGAGCAAACUUUUAAAAUAUCUCCAUGGCUUUUCGAAUAAGAUAAUCAACGAACGUAUAAGUUACCAUGAAAAAACUGGAAGAAAAUAUUUGAAUGAUUCUUCGUCAGCUGAAUCAAAUUCAGACUCACAAUCUGACGACGGAACAAAGCGCAGAAGGCUCGCAUUUCUAGACAUUUUAAUCGCAGCUUCAAAGCGUGAAUCGGGAGUCGACCGUAAAGGUAUCAGUGAAGAAGUUGAUACGUUUGUUUUUGAGGGCCAUGAUACUACCGCUACUGCUUUGUUGUUUGCUGUCUUACUUUUAGCUGAACACAAAGACAUUCAAAAUAGAGCAAGAACUGAAAUUGAAGAAGUGUUGAAAGAAAGUAAUGGAAAAAUGAGUAUCGAUGCAAUUCAACGUUUACCAUAUUUGGAAUGUUGUAUUAAAGAAUCAUUGAGACUUUAUCCAAGUGUACCAGCUAUUUCAAGACACAUCGAAGAAGAUUUGCAACUAAAACAUUGCUUUGUACCAAAGGGAACAAUUGUGAAUGCCUUCAUCUUCGACACUCACCGCGAUUCGAACUUCUGGCCGCGUCCGAAUAUUUUUGAUCCGAAUAGAUUUUUUCUGGGGCGGCCGGAAGACAGACAUCCUUUUUCUUACAUCCCGUUUAGCGCCGGGCCACGCAACUGCAUAGGUCAAAAGUUUGCAAUGCUCGAAAUGAAGACAUUUUUAGCCGGACUACUGUACAACUUCUACUUGGAACCUCAAGAAGCUACCGAAGCUGUUCGUAUUUAUUCUGAUCUUGUAAUCAGAGCUUCCUCUCCAGUUUAUGUUAAAUUUGUCCCAAUAAUAAGACAACUAUAAUUAUAUUUAAUUAACUAAUAUAAAAAAUGUCCACCCUUAGUCACUCAAGUAUAUUUUUCGACUGAGCAUCGUGUGGAAAGGAGGUAGAGACUACGCAGCGCGUGUAUUCCAACCCCAAAAGGGUGAGGAAACGGCUUUCCGUCAAACGAAGGUGGACUUCGGUUCCAGUACAUUAAUUUUUUUAUAAACCAAUUAAAGUUUGAAAAUCAUUUUUUAUUUAUAACAAUAAUGGAAAAUUAUCUCACAGACCAUAUUGUGUAUUUCAAAUUGUUAAUUUUAUUCUAAUGUCAGAUUUUUUUUUACACAUAGACGUCAAGUUUUAUUUUUAUUUUAAAAAUAAUUGUUUGUGCGAUUCAAUUUAUCACAAUUAAUAAAUUUAUAACUUUAAUAUUCCUACUUUUUUUUUUUUGGCAAAACCAGAAAUUAUUUUGUCUUCGAUUGUAUUAAAAAUUGAUUAAAAUAAAUUGUAAAUUAAUAAAUUAUUUUUUUCAACGUUGACGUCUUGAAGCCAGUUCAUUAAAGAUGAUGGCAAAUACACAUUUUAUCUUAAGUAUUAAACUUAUUAUGAUUAACAUUAUUUUGUAUUUAAAAUAUAAUUAAAAAUUUCAUGGUUACAAUGGAAGAUACACAGAAACAAGAUGAAUCAUAAUCAUUAUGUAGUGACCGAUAAAAAAAAGUUUAUCGUUAACUACCGGCCAUACUAUUUUCAAAUAUAUAUAUACAAAUUUUUUAUUAUAAGAAUAUGUGAAAAUCUAUUUAUCAGGGUCCCACUUGUGAGAAAAUAAAGCAAAAAAUAUCCUCAUUUAAAAUUUAUCAAAAUAUUUAUAAUAAUAUAACGAGUCGCUUAUACUGAUUUAUCUCGUUAUGUAAAAAAAAAAAUAAAAUUGUUUCAAUGAGGUUCAAAAA
Messenger RNA from Microplitis mediator, 4231 nucleotides. RefSeq lists its product as uncharacterized. The record is from RefSeq and is a predicted model, not a curated record. Gene Ontology annotation, molecular function: heme binding; iron ion binding; monooxygenase activity. The coding region runs from base 218 to 3325 and encodes 1035 amino acids. The transcript has 25 exons. Lineage: Eukaryota; Metazoa; Arthropoda; Insecta; Hymenoptera; Braconidae.